AUGACUCUUAUUAAAUCUAUUUCAAUGAUUGGUGGUCGUAAUUCAUUGGAGAGUAUUUCCAACAGUUUGAUCAAUGCAUCCAAAGGUCAAUCAUCAAGUGAUUCCGACAAUCAAGAACAAUGUUUUGGUUUUGGAAGAAGAAGAACAACAAACAUUAUCUUUGGUGAUCUCAAUGUCUUUGGUGGAAGUGGAUUCGGUUGUGGUGGAUGUGGUUGUGGCUGUGGUGGAUGUGGUGGUUUUGGUUUAGGUGGAUUCUAA
Messenger RNA from Heterostelium album PN500, 258 nucleotides. RefSeq lists its product as uncharacterized. The record is from RefSeq and is a predicted model, not a curated record. The transcript has 2 exons. NCBI's taxonomy places the organism in Eukaryota, Evosea, Eumycetozoa, Acytosteliales, Acytosteliaceae. Bases 1 to 258 code for a protein of 85 amino acids.